UUAUAUAUACAUAUACAUAUAUGUAUGUCACAGCGAGGUAGUGUGUUCACGGUUCAUGCAAGCAUAAGCGCCUAAAUAUUAAUUACAUUACGAAUGUUUUUGCCGGAGUAACACUCAUGUGAUGGAAGGUGUGAUCAAGAACGUAUCACGAAUGUCAAAACAAAGAGAAAAUGGGAGUCCUCGUUAAUCAUAGAUCUUACAACUUGCAAACAAGUAGCACCGAUGGACGCGGCCAUGUUUCCUGGUAGCAGAAAUCUUGCCCAUUAAUAAUUCAGGAAUUUUGAACCACGAAGUGGAACGUGCAGAAUGCCGAAAUGCGAUGUGAAAACAAGAUAUCUACCAGCAAUGUUCGCGUGGACAGUUCUACUCGUAACUACGACACUUUUCUUUUGCUUCCCGUGUCAGUAUUAUGUAUUUCGGUGGGGUACGUGGGUGCCAGCGCUUCAAGGAGUUAUAACUUUCUUUGUACUGACGAAUUUUACUUUGGCAACAUUCAUGGAUCCAGGUGUUAUACCGAAAGCUCCUCCUGACGAAGAUCGAGAGGAUGACUUCAGGGCUCCAUUGUAUAAGAGUGUUGAGAUCAAUGGGAUUACAGUGCGCAUGAAAUGGUGUGUUACAUGCAAAUUUUAUAGACCACCUCGUUGUAGCCAUUGUAGUGUUUGCAACCAUUGUAUCGAGACAUUUGAUCAUCACUGCCCAUGGGUCAACAAUUGCAUUGGCAGAAGAAAUUACAGAUUUUUUUUCUUUUUCCUUCUGUCCCUUAGCUGUCAUAUGCUUAGUAUAUUUGGACUUUGUUUGUAUUUCGUAUUGGAGCAUAAACAACAAUUAGGAGAAGUGGACACAAUUGUUGCACUUGUGCUAAUGGGUGUGGUAAUAUUGCUGUUUAUUCCAAUUUUUGGAUUGACAGGCUUUCACGUAAUACUUGUUUCUAGAGGAAGAACAACAAAUGAACAGGUAACAGGCAAGUUUAAUGGAGGUUACAAUCCUUUCUCAAAAGGAUGUUUACAAAAUUGUUGGUAUACGCAAUUUGGACCACAAUACCCAAGUUUAAUUAAGCCUGAUAAAUAUUCAGGAAAGCGGCGCGGUGCAUGUACAUCUGAGAUAUCUACCAUAGACAGUGAGAACCAGGUAAAAACCUACAUGGAUAGCAGCAAUGGUGUUAGAAAUGCCAGUUCAAAUGCUUACAAUAAGUUAUCCCCUGGUCGAGAUGGUUCAGACACAGAUAUGGAACCAACUGCAUCUCAAUCAGCAGAUUGUGAACCUACGCCGCCCUUACAAAGACAUGGUUCUAAAAGCAAUUUCUUUUUACCACCCGUCGAAAGUAAUGAAUCUCCUAGGCAUCCUCAACCACCACAACAUCGUCAUCCAAUACAUUAUCCUAGAGGCAGUCCUCAUCCAAAGCCAAGGGGGAUGAAUGGAUCGCGUAGUCACACACCGGACCCUUUAUCACCGGAAGUAACUGGUUCUCCUGCUACAGCACCUCAACGAAAUCAGGGUCAAGGUGGUGCCAGUCCAACAAUGCAACAACGUAUUAAAGCUAUUGGAGUACCUACACCACUUGCCAUUUCCAGUCCCAUACGCAGAUCCAAUCCAGGUACACCGACGCAGGUUCGUCGGCCGGACUUUAUAGGAGUGAAUGAAGCACCAACGUAUUAUGACGUACAACAGGGAAAUAGUAUUGGUGUUGGUGCAGGCGGUACCGUCGUUACCGGUUAUAGUCCGCAACGACGUUUUUUAUCGGAGAGCGAGCUCGUCCGUCAGGGUGCCGAUCAUUCGUAUUCAAGAACCAACAAUACCGUUGACAACAUUCGAGAACUUGCAGGAUCCCCACAGCGUGGUGCCUAUAUGUGGAAAGAUAAUUCACCAGGCAGCUACCAAGUUCAACAAGGAAGCGCAUCAUCGACCACAGCACAUCAGUCUCCUUCACAAAGACCACCGCCGCCCUAUGAUUAUUAUCGCUCGAAUCCAACUAGUCCUACGCAACAAUCUUAUACUACGGCUCCAAGAGCAGCGUAUCAUCCUGCUAUGAGAGGUGGUGUCCCAGUCUUCCCACCGCAUCAGCCACCACAUCAGCAAUCACCACAAGUUAAAAGAAAGGCUGUGAUGGCUACGCCUACUACCCCAACGUCCGGUGAUACCAGACGUAGACCGAUGUCAUUUGUAAGAGCAUUAGAAAUGACGGAUUCUAUGGAAAUGGUAUCGGCUCCUAAUGAUCCAAGGUCGCAAAGGCCUACUACACCAACGCCAGAUCGAGCGAGUGUUUAUGAUAUGAGUUACGAGAUAUCCGUAUAGCCCAUCUUUCCAAUCUCCGUACAAUCCUGCCGUUGGACGGAGAGAGUGCAAAUAUUGUUACCCUUAUGCGUCUCUCGUUCAAAUCAAGAAGGAAGGUACAUUACUUACAAAAUAUCCGUCUGAAAAUGAGGGAGAAAAAUGAAGCAGCAGCAGCAGCAGCAGCAGCAGCAGCAGCAGCAGCAGCAACAGCAGCAGUAGCAUUCGUUGAUAUUGAAAAAAACAUCAAUGAUAUAAAAUCCUAUCGGUCCAGUCUCUUACAUACAUACAUACAGUCACUUAUCAUCUAUAUUAUUCGUACUUUAAUGCCAACCAAAAAACUAUUAUUAUUUUCUCGAAGAGACUAGAGUUAGUGUGAUCACGUAAAUUCUAUUAUAUUUGUAAAAUCGAUAAUGAUGAUAAUGAUGAUAAUGAUGAUGAUUGACGACAAUUAUAAUGCUAAAAAAUAAUAAUAAUGAUGGUGAUGAUGAUUGAC
Molecule: messenger RNA, 2764 nt
Organism: Vespa mandarinia (Asian giant hornet)
Lineage: Eukaryota; Metazoa; Arthropoda; Insecta; Hymenoptera; Vespidae
Gene: Zdhhc8
Product: zinc finger DHHC-type containing 8
Biological process (GO): protein palmitoylation
Molecular function (GO): palmitoyltransferase activity
Source: RefSeq, a predicted model, not a curated record